Messenger RNA from Caenorhabditis remanei, 1101 nucleotides. RefSeq lists its product as uncharacterized. NCBI's taxonomy places the organism in Eukaryota, Metazoa, Nematoda, Chromadorea, Rhabditida, Rhabditidae. The coding region runs from base 1 to 1101 and encodes 366 amino acids. The record is from RefSeq and is a predicted model, not a curated record. The transcript is spliced from 3 exons.
AUGACAGCGCUCACGUAUCUUUCGUUAAGAUGUGUUUUGGAAUACUUGGAGGCUAACAGAAGACUCCAAAUAACUGCCCGAAGCCGUGUACUUUCUAGAAUUGACAAAUCAGUGCCUUUCCACAUCUCACUUCUUCGAUUCACUGAUGAUGAGGUUACAGUUAACGAUAUUACCUAUUCGUUCGGAGAACGAUAUUUGUUUGUUCCUGAAACUCCAGAAAAUAUGCGAAAGAAAAUCAAAAGAUUAAUGGACGGUGGAGAUAUUUUGUUAGAAGAUGACGAUAUUCUUAGGAGAGUUAUUCACAUAACCUAUUCAACUGGUAAUUUACGAUUCAAUGGGAGAGACCUGUCAGACGGUGUGAAGAAAGGAGUGGAAAUCAGACAGUUUGCAUGUCAUGCUUUAGAAGGACGAAAGACAAUAAAAAUGACAUAUUUGAGAAUCGACAACACGUUUGAAAAAGAGCUCCGUGUUCCAGAAAAUCUGAAGCUCUAUGUCCAAAAAGUUAGAUCCUAUGGAACUAACAUGAUUAAUUUGGUCAAUAUUCUCGAUCCACAGUGUCUCCCAUUGGAGUCUUUCGAAACAUCGGUUUGGUUUCCAUCUUAUUACCGGGAAAACCAGAUCGUUGCAAAUGCAAAAACUUUGAUACUGCAUGGCGAUGGUUUUGCCUCACAGAUAAUCGACUGGCAUCCGACUCUGCUUACAGUCUCAAAUCAACACGUUGAAACGAAAGAUAUACGUUUGAGAGGAGCACAAAUUCGUGAGAUUGUCCAGAAAUUUAUGAACAAUCCUGACUUCAAACCAAUUGGAAGCUCGUAUUCAGUGCAAUAUUUAUAUGAUUUAUCCAUCGAAAAGUUGUUAAGGAAAACGAAGAAUCGAUUCAAUGGAGUAUUUGUGACAUUAAAGGAGAUUCCGAAAUGUCCACCGACCUCACAAGUUGUAUGUGUUCCGUUAAAUUCGGAUAAGGAUCUCAUUAUGUAUAGAUACGCGGGGAGAGAAGUAAAUAUCCACUGGAUCAAGCUGGAAUUAAUAGAAACUGGAUCGUGCAUUCCAAAUGUCGAGGAUACAAGUCUUUUUAGAAUUCCAUGGCAUUAUUUAUUGUAA